Molecule: messenger RNA, 562 nt
Organism: Rhipicephalus sanguineus (brown dog tick)
Lineage: Eukaryota; Metazoa; Arthropoda; Arachnida; Ixodida; Ixodidae
Product: telomerase Cajal body protein 1-like
Exons: 3
Coding region: 64-438 (124 amino acids)
Biological process (GO): Cajal body organization
Cellular component (GO): Cajal body
Molecular function (GO): RNA binding; protein binding
Source: RefSeq, a predicted model, not a curated record
UUCUCGCAGGACACAGAGAUCCUCUGCUGGGAUCUGCGUAAUCUGGGCAAGGUGUUGUACUGCAUGAAAAGGACUGUCACGACUCACCAGCGCAUGUACUUCGAGCUUUCCCGGUGCGGGAACUACCUUGUUUCAGGCAACAGUAAUGGCAUCGUCACUGUGUGGGACCUUCAAGUUGAACCAUUAGAGCUCGACGACUGUGAGCCCCUCAAAAAACCAGGCCUUUUCUUCAAGGCUCAUGAUGACUGUGUAAAUGGUGUCAGCCUCCAUCCAACAUUGCCAGUGUAUGCCACAACAUCUGGGCAGAGGAAGUUCCCAGAGCUUUCAGACGACGACAGUGACACUUUCUUUACGUUCAAUGAUUCGGAGAAAGUGGACAACUCUCUCAAACUUUGGCUCAUCGAUGACAGACCGCAGGAUGCCGUACAGUCAUCAUAACUGUUGUGUACUUGCCUCUAAUUUCAAUGCACCUUCAGCCUCAUUUUCUACUGUACCAUCUGGAUGUGCAUUUAUCGUUACUGUACAUAGGAAAAUAAAUGGCAUUUGAUUAUUGAGUUCGUCU